UCCAAUGUUUGACUUGUAAAUCAGAAUGAUUCUCCAAAACAUCAUCCAGUUAUCUAACUAAAAUUAAGAAUACCAUAUUCCUGAUUGUGAUUAGAAGGAGAGCAGCUCAUAAUCCCUAUAUUGAGGUUGCUAGUCACUUUUCAUUAUUAGAGGUUCUUUGUAUUCUCCAUUUUGUAUGUAGUUUAUAUACAUUUAUCUGUAGAUAAUCUUGCCAAGCAUGGACAAUUGGAGCAGGUUGAAUAAUCAAAUCAGUUUUGUGAUCCAUCUUGUCUAACUGAACACGAAUUGUCUGAGUAUUUUAUUAAGGCUUUGCCUGAGAUGUAUUCAAUUUACAUCUCAAUUCUGCAGUAAACUCCUUAUGGGGAAGACCCCAUACAAUCUUUUUGCAGCGAGCUGAUUCUUCCUGGGCACAGAGGCUUUCCAGGGGGAACUCAUUGCAGGGAUUAGUUCACAACUUUUUCAAUAAAACGUUCAGAGCCAGCUCUUUAGAAGCACACAUACCCCAUACAUUCCUGUUGUGCAAUGGAACUGCUGAAUUAUGAGCACCCUUAAACUCUUUGUUUUUAUAUUUUUUCAUUUUUGUUCACAUAUACAGACAAUAAGUGAGUUUCUGAAUGAAGUUUUGCAGUUCAGAUCUGUUUCUAUAUUUGCUGUUAUAACAUUGUCCUGUGCUUUCAGUGUUUACAUUUUACAAAGCUUUACAGGCUUCAUAUAUUACUUAAGCCCUAAAUUUUUGGAAACUGUGAGGAAAGUUAACCUGAACGUUUCCCAAGAAUAAUAUGACAACACUCAUUUACACUGAUUAUGGUUGCAGCCAAAUAAUAAAACAUUAAAUGGAGACAUUAAGUAUAAUGAAAAGAAAUAAAAAUGUGUGGUUUUUUUCCCUUCUUCCAGGAAGAUGUUGAUAUUCCCAAUAGACGUGUUCUAAUUACAGGAGCUACUGGGCUUCUUGGCAGAGCUGUGUACAAAGAAUUUAAUCAGAACAAUUGGCAUGCAGUUGGCUGUGGAUACAGUAGAGCUCGACCAAGAUUUGAACGAGUUAAUCUUCUGGACUCUGUUGGGGUUCAUGACAUUAUUCAGGAUUUUCGGCCUCAUGUGGUAGUGCAUUGUGCUGCUGAGAGAAGACCAGAUGUUGUAGAAAGUCAAGCAGAUGCUGCUUCUCAGCUCAAUGUGGCUGCUUCAGGGAACUUAGCAAAAGAAGCAGCUGGAAUUGGAGCAUUUCUGAUCUACAUUAGUACAGACUAUGUGUUUGAUGGAACAAAUCCUCCUUAUAAAGAGAGUGAUGAACCAAAUCCUCUAAAUCUUUAUGGUAAAACUAAACUAGAAGGAGAAAAGGCAGUCUUUGAAAAUAAUGAAGGUGCUGCAGUGCUCAGAAUUCCUAUCUUAUAUGGGGAGGUGGAAAGGCUGGAAGAGAGUGCUGUAACUGUUAUGUUUGAUAAAGUGCAGUUCAGUAACAAAUCAGCUAAUAUGGACCAUUGGCAACAGAGGUUUCCUACCAACAUCAAGGAUGUAGCUAGUGUUUGCCGACAGCUUUCAGAGAAGAGAAUGCUGGAUCCAUCAAUAAAAGGAACAUUUCACUGGUCUGGUAAUGAACAGAUGACCAAGUAUGAAAUGGCAUGUGCUAUAGCAGAUGCUUUCAACCUUCCCAGCAGCCACUUGAGACCAACCUCAUCGCUCAUGACAACGGUCACCUCCACCACAUGGACCUGCACUCUCUUCAUCUCACAGCAUGAUGGCACCAUGGUUGAACCCCACUGAGCUGGCCUGUCCUGAGCUGGUCUGUUGGGUUGUUCUCAGCAGUAGAAACCUUCCACUUGACUCACAUGUCUGGUGAAAUGGAAGCUCUUCUCCUUUUGGUGUAGAAAAUUUUAGUGUUUCAUGAAAUAUAGCUUUCUUGUAGUAUAAGAAUGAAUGUUAAACAAUUAUAACUGUCUGUCGCUCUUCUCUGGUUAGCAUCAAACAGACUGCUUGUGUCCGUAUCUGAUGUCAAGACAGAAAGAAAUCAGAAGGAUCCUUACGAUUCAGCAUUUUCACACUAUUGCUUUUAGAAGUAGUUAGACUAUAGAUUGUGUUAGUAAUUUUUUUAAUUCAUUCAUCCUAAUAGAAGCUUUUUAUUGGAAAUAGAUUUAUACAUUUUGUAUGGACAAUUGUAUCCCUUUUCUCAUGUGUGAAUAAAUAAUUGUGUAGUUCCUAGGGAAAGGGGAGUGAAUGAGUUUGGAAUGUGAGUGUUGGGAGAGGAAGCAAUAAAAUGCAGAGGUGCCAAGCUACCACCAAUUGGGCCCAAUAUAAGACAGACGAAUGCAGGACAUUUUAGAUGGCCUUGGAGUGUUGAGGAUAAGCAUCCCUUUACAAACAAGACAGCCUUGAGAUCAACACUGGUAUGGAGGCACCAACAUACUGAUGUCAGAGUAAAGAAUAACUCCCAGACAAACAGAUAUUAAGCAGAAUGGAUAGUGAUUAAAAGAUGAUGCAGCAAAACAUAUAGACUUAAAUGGAAGAAAAGUAUUAUAAAAGAUGUCAUCUUGUCAAGAUUGAAGCAUCAAUCCAGACUGAAAGAAGCCCCUGUUCCUCCUCCUCACACUUAAUGCACCUGGCCAGUGAGUUAAUGUGAGCAACAGACUGGUAACUUUAAGUAAAAGCAAGAUGGGCUUUGUGUGUGUGUGCGUGUAGGUGUGUGUGAAUAUGCAUAUAACAUAAUAGUGUUACAUUGUUAAUAAAUAUGGAGUUUUGCUUUAUCCCCCUAAAAAGAUCCUGUGAAAUUCUUUCAAGUAUAACAUUGGUGUCUCCAGUGUGAUCUGAUGCCCUUGUCGGCCUCCAUUCUCCAGGUGCUAGAGUACCUGGUAUUCUUGAAACAUCAGAGCCUAGCUACCACCUUAUUGAAGUUCACCUGGCAUCUAUUUUGGCCUUUCCGUCAAGUGGGGCUGGUCGCUACAUCCUCUCAAGCCCCCUGAUUGGGCACUUUCUCAAGAGUAUGGAUAGGCUCCACUUACCAGUCCCGCACCUGGCCACUGCGUGGCAUCUCAACCUGGUCCUCUCAGCGCUCACAGGUCCCCCCUUCCCUUGAGCCUUUAGCAACAUGUUCAUUACUUUAUCUUUCAUGGAAGGUGGCUUUUCUUGUUGCCUCCCCUUUGCUAGAUGAGUGUCAGAAAUCUGUGCUCUGUCUGAACCCCCCCAUAACACAGUCUUCCAUAAAGAUAAGGUUCUGCUUCACCCUCACCCAGCUUUUCUCCUGAAAGUGGUCUCUAUCGUCCAUCUAGGUUAGGACAUUUUCCUUCCAGCUUUCUAUCCCAAGCCUAACCAGAGCUCGGAAGAAGAGACCACACUCACUAAAUGUCAGACAAACUCUUGUAUUAUACAUCAACAAGAUUAAGCCCUUUCCUAAAUAGUCACAGCUGUUCAUAGCAGUUGGCAGACCGGACAAAGGGGCUACCAGUCUCAUUGCAGUGCAUCUCCUGGAUCAUGGCAUGCAUCCUCACGUUAUGACCUUGCUAAACUUUUCCCACCGCCUUUCAAGACACACUCCAUGUGGGUGCAGUCCUUCUCAGCUACUUUUCUGGCUCAUAUUCUUCUCUAGGAAAUCUGCAGUGCUGUGACACGGUCCUCAGUUCAUACCUUUAUGUACACUACACUAUUGUACAUCAGUCCAGACAUGAUGCAGCUUUUGGGGCCACAGUCCUUGAGUCAGCUUACUCAUUUCUCCAACCCUUUCUCCUGGGUAAGGCUUAUGAUUCACCUCAAUUGGAAUACAUAUGAGCAAGCACUCGAAGAAGAAGAAUGGUUACUCGCCUUUGUAACCGUUGCUCUUCAAGAUGAGUUACUCGUAUCUAUUCCAUACCCACCCUCCUCCACUGUUGGAGUAGCUGGAAAGAAGGAAAUGAGGGGUGGUCGGGUCAGCAGGGUCACAUAGCGUAUGCUGCACCGAAGCCACUUGGAGGGGCUCCACAGCCGACCUAAAGGAUAGCAGCUAGGGAAACCUUUCCAGCUGUCAUUCAUGUGGCGCAUGCACACCUCAGUUGGAAUAGAAGAACAAGUUACAGAGGUGAGAAACUUUUUUCCUGCCUUGUAGAGUUGCCUUGGAAAGGCAGAUGCUCACACAGGCUUUUUUAAAAAAACAUUGGCGUGGGGAAGUAAGGGCUAUAGUGAGGGGGAUGUGAUCUGCCUCUCUCCACUUAUAACCUUUCUCUCCAAAACACAGACCUUUACUAUUUCAGCUCAGGAGUAACUCAUUUAGCCAGAUGAUGGUAAUAGUAGAUGCUUAUCCCUUCAUGUGUGCCAGUCACUAGAGGAAAACAAAGAUACCCUGGGCUUAGGCACUACACAUUUCUUCUGUCUGGAGGAGCUCAUCCUGAUUCUCUGAGAUAUGCAGCUGUUUACAGCCCUGUACAGAUCACCAUUAGAAAGCCUCCCCAGCUCCCCAUAUAGGUCAUCAUAGAGAAUUUGAAUAGAUGUGGAUCCAGUAACCAUGUCUGCAGGAGCUCACAACUGGGAGUGCCUUUCUCAGGGAGGACUAUCCAAACAAGGCAGAUACUCCCAAACUUCGUGUGUGUUUUACAGGUAGAUUUUACCAAGCCAUUGACAAUUGUGAAUUUCUGGAUCAGUUUUACCAUGGAGGUACAGAGUCUAGGAACUACCUUGCCACCAAAGCAAAUGGGAUGGCGUGAUAAAUGGUCACUUUCACAAAGAAUCACACCAGAUUCAAGACUCGGGGACCUCCCAAGGGCUCAGGCACCCCUUUUGAUUCUCU
Messenger RNA from Pelodiscus sinensis (Chinese soft-shelled turtle), 4744 nucleotides. The record is from RefSeq and is a predicted model, not a curated record. NCBI's taxonomy places the organism in Eukaryota, Metazoa, Chordata, Testudines, Trionychidae.